This is a messenger RNA of Phragmites australis (common reed), 960 nucleotides long. RefSeq lists its product as uncharacterized. Lineage: Eukaryota; Viridiplantae; Streptophyta; Magnoliopsida; Poales; Poaceae. The transcript is spliced from 3 exons. Bases 1 to 960 code for a protein of 319 amino acids. The record is from RefSeq and is a predicted model, not a curated record.
AUGGCAAUACCGAAGACCGAAGAUUGCGUAAGUAUUCUUCAUUUUGCUUUCAAGCCGCCCAAGGACACCGCCGGAGACCAGGGACAACCAGAGGCUCCGAGGCCGGUUCCUGCCCCCAAGCUGAGCGCGCCGGCCGAGCCGGAGCCGCAAAGCACGCCAACCAAACCGGAACCGCAACCGCCGCCCUGCCCCGAGCCGAGGGCAGAGGCCGCGCUCGAGCAGCCGGCGUCGGCCGAGCCCGCCCCGAGCACUUCGAGGGCAGGGCGAAUGGCCUCGAGGGCGGUGCCAACAUGGCAGCAAUCGGGGACCCCGAGCACCUCUGUAGAGAGGGCUUGCAAGGGACCCAGCGCCCGGCCGUCGUCAAACCAGGUCGCAGAACCCCUCCCAGACGUGCUAGGAAGCGCCCGGGAGAUGAUCGAGCAGCUGGAGGCGGCCGUGGUGGGGGAGUGGGCACAGCUUGAGGCGGACCGCACCGCCCUCGUUGUGGAGAGGGAGCGUCUGGCGGAGGUCGGUCGCCUUUUGGAGGCCCGCAUCGUCGUGGCCCGCGCCGCCCAUGAGAUGGAGCAACGCACAAUGGACGCAGAGCGGGAGACCCUGGAUGAAGUGCGCGAGGAGGCCGUCGCUGCGCAAGAAGAAGCCACCCGCUUGGGUGAGAUAUCGCAGCGGUGGGCUGUAGAGCUGCUUGCCUGGGAGCGACUAGUGCGGGCUCGGGAGGAUGCCAUCCUGCCGCGCGAGAAGGCGCUGGAGGCCUCCCAGGCAGACUUAGCCCACCAGAAGGACGAGCUCGAACGGAGCCGCGAUGAAGUCCACCCUCUGGAUGCCCGGGAGGAGCAGCUGACUCGCCGGGAAGUGGAGGCUGCCACGGCAUCGGCGGCUUUAACUGCUCUGGAGGAACAGGCCGCCAAGUGGGAGUCAGAGCUGACUGCUCGGAAGCAGGCCCUCUCUGCCCUCGCCGAGUAG